This is a messenger RNA of Gamsiella multidivaricata, 1254 nucleotides long. RefSeq names its product GTP-binding protein ypt5. NCBI's taxonomy places the organism in Eukaryota, Fungi, Mortierellomycota, Mortierellomycetes, Mortierellales, Mortierellaceae. Gene Ontology annotation, molecular function: GTP binding; GTPase activity. The transcript has 5 exons. The record is from RefSeq and is a predicted model, not a curated record. Bases 200 to 991 code for a protein of 263 amino acids.
AACAACAACAACAACAACAACAACAACAACAGCGCCGACAAUUCUCUGCAACUUGCAUUCCUCAUUGUGCAGUAGGAGACACCCCCACGGCCAUUACAAUCCACCACGACUACUUUGACGACAACAAUACAACGCUGCGAUAUCAACGCCAAGAACACAGCACCACCGCCUCCUUCAGUCUUCCUAAUACAUAUACAUCAUGUCUCAAGCCAACGACGCAGCAGGCCAGGCCAUUGCUAGCAACAUGAAGCCAGUGCAAGUCAAGCUUGUCCUCCUUGGUGAGGCUGCCGUUGGAAAGUCAAGUCUUGUCCUUCGAUUCGUAAAUGACGAGUUUCAGGAGAACAAGGAACCUACCAUUGGAGCUGCUUUCUUAACCCAGAAGUGCCGUCUGGAGGACAAGGUCAUCAAAUUUGAGAUCUGGGACACUGCCGGACAGGAGCGCUUCCACUCACUCGCUCCCAUGUACUACAGAAAUGCACAGGCUGCCGUGGUCGUCUACGAUGUCACCAAGGCUUCGUCGCUAGAGAAGGCAAAGUCGUGGGUCAAGGAAUUGCAGAGGCAGGCAAACCCCAAUAUUGUGAUUGCGUUGACAGGAAACAAGGUCGAUUUGGUGUCUACAGGACGUAGAGGCCGCAGGACAAGCGACGGCGAUGCGGACGAGGACGAUGAGCAGGACGCACAGGAACUGGACGAGGACGAGGAAGACGAUGAGGACUAUGGCGUCAGUCGCCAGGUCCCCACAGAGGAGGCAAGCGCGUAUGCACAGGAAUCCGGUCUGCUCUUCUUUGAGACAUCGGCCAAGAAUGGCGAGGGAGUCGCGGAGGUGUUCACAGAGAUUGCAAAGAAGAUUCCACUGGAGCACAUUCUGUCGUCUACACGCGGUGCCCGUGCUGGAGGUGUGAGUGGCAGCAAUGGUCGUGUGGAUCUUCAGUCUGGAGCCAAUGGUCAGCGACUUGGCGGACAGCAAGACAAGGGCGCCUGUGCCUGCUGAGGAACAUGAAGGAUGUGGAGAUACAGCUUGGUGAAUUUUCUUUUCUUUACUUUUCCAUUCUUUUUUUUUUUCUUUCUAACUUUCUUCGCUGUGUGUGUAUGCGUGUCUUUUCCCCCUCUCCUAUACAAUAUCUUUACGUUAUAGCUUCUUUUUUCCCUUUUCUUUUUGUCACCGAUGUGAAAUAAUGAAUAUACUCUUCAGCAAGAAGCACUUCUAUGCAAAAAUAAGAAUGAAAUAAAAAGGCAUACCGACAAUAACGAUGA